AUGGGCCGCGGCGGGGCCGUGGCGCUGCUCUGGCUGGCGGCCGCGCUGUGCCAGCUGGGCACGGGCAGCGCCCUCCGCCGCCGGCCGCACGCCGCCGGGGUCCCGCAGCGGCGGCUGAGCGGCGGCGAGCGGCGGGACGUGCAGCGGGAGAUCCUGGCCGUGCUGGGGCUGCCCGGCCGGCCCCGGCCCCGCGUCCCCGCCCGCGCCCCCGCCGCCGCCGCGCCGCUCUUCAUGCUCGAUCUGUACCACGCCGUGGCCGGCGAGGAGGAGGAGGAGGAGGGUGAGGAAGCGGCGGUGUCGCGGCCGGUGCUCACCGGGCUCAGCACGCAGAGCCCCCCGCCCGGCAGCGUCGUCAGCCGCGCUGACACCGUGGUCAGCCUCGUUAAUAUGGUGGAGCAGGACAGGGACCUUUUGUCGCCCAAGCCCUACUGGAAGGAGUUCAGGUUCGACCUGACGCAGGUGCCGGCGGGAGAGGCCGUGACGGCCGCCGAGUUCCGAAUUUACAAAUCCCGGGGUGCCGUCCCCAGGCACGGCAACAGCAGCCUGCACGUCAGCAUCUACGAGGUGGCUGCCCAGCAUUCCAACAGGGAAUCCGACCUGUUCCUGCUGGAUGUGCAGGACCUGCGCGCUGGGACGGAGGGCUGGCUGGUGUUUGAUGUCACAGCUGCCAGCAGCCACUGGGCAGUGGAGCAGAAAUACACCCUGGGGCUGCGGCUCUACGUGGAGACGGAUGAUGGGCACAGCGUGGAUCCGGGCUCUGCCGGGCUCCUGGGGCGAAGGGGACCCCGCUCCAAGCAGCCCUUCAUGGUGACAUUCUUCCGGGCCAGCCCCAGCCCCUCCCGUGUCACACGAGCAGCCAAACCCGCCAGGAGGAGACAGCACAAGAAAUCCAACGACCUCCCGCACCCAAACAAGCUCCCAGGAAUUUUUGAUGAUGUGCACCCCACGGAUGGGCGGCAGGUCUGCCGGCGCCACGAGCUCUACGUCAGCUUCCAGGACCUUGGCUGGCUGGACUGGGUGAUUGCUCCACAGGGAUACUCAGCCUACUACUGCGAGGGGGAGUGCGCAUUCCCGCUGGACUCGUGCAUGAACGCCACCAACCACGCCAUCCUGCAGUCCCUGGUCCACCUGAUGAAGCCUGAGGCCGUGCCCAAGGCGUGCUGUGCCCCCACCAAGCUCAGUGCCACCUCUGUCCUCUACUACGACAGCAACAACAACGUCAUCCUCAAAAAGCACAGGAACAUGGUGGUGAAAUCCUGCGGCUGCCACUGAUGGACAGGUCCCAUCCCUGCCCCUGGAUGUCCCUUUCCCAUCUCUGAGUGUCCCAUUCCCAUCUCUGAGUGUCCCAUUCCCACUCCUGAGUGUCCCAUUCCCACUCCUGAGUGUCCCAUUCCCUUCCCUGAGUGUCCCAUUCCCAUUCUUGAGUGUCUCAAUCCCAUUCCUGAGUGUCCCAUCCCCACCCUGGAUGUCCCAUUCCCACCCCUGAGUGUCUCAUUCCCAUUCCUGGAUAUUCCAUUCCCACUCCUGAGUGUCCCAUUCCCACCCCUGAGUGUCCCAUUGCCACUCCUGAGUGUCCCAUUCCCAUCUCUGGAUAUCCCAUUCCUGUCCAAGUGUCCAACUCCCAUGCCUGGAUGUCCCAUUCCCAUUCUUGAGUGUCUCAAUACCAUUCCUGAGUGUCCCAUCCCCACUCCUGAGUGUCCCAUUCCCAUCCCUGAAUGUCCCAUCCCCACCUCUGAGUGUCCCAUUCCCAUCCCUGAAUGUCCCAUCCCCACCCCUGAGUGUCCCAUCCCCACUCCUGAGUGUCCCAUCCCCACUCCUGAGUGUCCCAUCCCCAUCCCUGAAUGUCCCAUUCCCAUCCCUGAAUGUCCCAUCCCCACCUCUGAGUGUCCCAUCCCCA
Melospiza melodia melodia is the source of this 1897-nucleotide messenger RNA. RefSeq names its product bone morphogenetic protein 8B-like. The transcript has 7 exons. Gene Ontology annotation, cellular component: extracellular region. Gene Ontology annotation, molecular function: growth factor activity; cytokine activity. The coding region runs from base 1 to 1272 and encodes 423 amino acids. The record is from RefSeq and is a predicted model, not a curated record. NCBI's taxonomy places the organism in Eukaryota, Metazoa, Chordata, Aves, Passeriformes, Passerellidae.